AUGGCAGAUCGACUCACGCAAUUACAAGACACAAUCAACCUACAAGCUGAACACUUUUGCAACAGCAUUGGAGUCUUACAACAGUUUUCAACACCAAGUAAAUUCCCAGGAUUUGAUCGCAGCGGAUCUCAAACACCACAGCAACAGCAAAGUCAGGAAGACUAUGCCGUGUUAUUCGCGACUUUAAUUUCAAGGUGUGCAAAAGAUAUUGAUACUCUUAUAGAGUCACUGCCGAGUGAAGAAAGUUCUACAGAACUACAAGUGCAAAGCUUAAGACGUUUGGAGGCUGAAAAUAAGGAAGCUGCAGAACAGCUCGAAGAGGUGGUACGUCAAGGAGAAAUACUUUUGGAAAAAAUUCAAGGUGCCCUUAGCGAUAUUGCUCAAAGUCAACUCGAUAUGCAAAAUCCAGCUGUAAUCCUAGAGAAAGAUAUUAAACCACAAUUAUAG
Molecule: messenger RNA, 447 nt
Organism: Leptosia nina
Lineage: Eukaryota; Metazoa; Arthropoda; Insecta; Lepidoptera; Pieridae
Source: the annotation of a GenBank genome assembly